Penicillium taxi is the source of this 375-nucleotide messenger RNA. RefSeq lists its product as uncharacterized. Gene Ontology annotation, molecular function: protein binding. Lineage: Eukaryota; Fungi; Ascomycota; Eurotiomycetes; Eurotiales; Aspergillaceae. Bases 1 to 375 code for a protein of 124 amino acids. The transcript has 2 exons. The record is from RefSeq and is a predicted model, not a curated record.
AUGGAUCCGCCAUCCACUCGAACACAUGAAAGCCCCGAAUCAACUGUUUUUACCGAAGGACCGACGACAGAGGUCACGACUAUAUACCACGAGGUUGACUGCCAAAAAACUCCUUAUACAACUAUUCAGAAUGGACGAUGGAAGGAAGCUGAAGAGCUCGAGGUGCAGGUCAUGGAUACCCGCAAGCGGGUGCUUGGGCCAGAGCAUCCUGAUACUCUGACCAGUAUGAAAAACCUAGCAUUGACCUACUGGACCCAGAGACGAUGGAAGGAAGCCGAAGAGCUCGAGGUGCAGGUCAUGGAAACCAGCAAGCGGGUGCUUGUGCCCGAGCAUCCUGAUACUCUGAGCAGUAGACAUGUUCAUUGGGUUGGGUAA